AUGAUUCCGAAGUCGGGCACUGGGACUAUCACCGCCGAAACGCCUUCAAAGACAUCAUCCAUGGUCUUUGUGAGAAAACUGCCCCCAAAAUCAGCAAAAAAUGUUUCAUUGGGCCCCGGUCUUUGGACUUAUGUGCUAGCGGAGCGUCUCCGCAGCGGGGAAUAUCUGCAACCUCUUACGUCUGUCACCUCCACUUCGGGUUGGAAUCAGGCUUUGAUAUUGGACAAGGGCGACGACCUGGAGCUCCACCAAGGCCCAUUUUUGGCCCCUCCUGUCGGCGCCGAUGAACCGGCGCAGGGCAAGAAGGCCGAAAUCGCAGCCCCCGAGGUCGGCCGGCUUUUAGGCCUCCGAGAGCCGUUCGAGGGCCGGACACGGGUCCGUCUACAGCCGGAACGUCGCACAAUGUAG
This is a messenger RNA of Colletotrichum lupini, 408 nucleotides long. RefSeq lists its product as uncharacterized. The record is from RefSeq and is a predicted model, not a curated record. The coding region runs from base 1 to 408 and encodes 135 amino acids. The transcript has 2 exons. NCBI's taxonomy places the organism in Eukaryota, Fungi, Ascomycota, Sordariomycetes, Glomerellales, Glomerellaceae.